Ctenocephalides felis (cat flea) is the source of this 652-nucleotide messenger RNA. RefSeq names its product probable small nuclear ribonucleoprotein Sm D2. The record is from RefSeq and is a predicted model, not a curated record. The transcript is spliced from 3 exons. NCBI's taxonomy places the organism in Eukaryota, Metazoa, Arthropoda, Insecta, Siphonaptera, Pulicidae. Bases 152 to 511 code for a protein of 119 amino acids. Gene Ontology annotation, biological process: RNA splicing; spliceosomal snRNP assembly. Gene Ontology annotation, molecular function: RNA binding. Gene Ontology annotation, cellular component: U5 snRNP; precatalytic spliceosome; catalytic step 2 spliceosome.
UACCAUGGAAAUGUGCGCUCUGUUCUUUAUUUUUGCGGCGAACAUAGUUUGGGUUUUUGUUCGUUCUAGGUUAACUGUCUUCUGUAGUUUAUUUUAAGUUCUCAGACGAUUGUUAGAAAACUUUUACAACUAAUUUAUAGACAAUUUCAUAAUGUCUGCUGUCAAACCGAAAUCAGAAAUGACUCCGGAGGAGCUGGCUAAGCGGGAAGAGGAAGAAUUUAAUACAGGCCCUUUAUCCGUUUUGACGCAAUCUGUUAAAAAUAAUACCCAGGUGCUUAUUAAUUGCCGAAACAACAAAAAGCUUCUGGCCCGCGUCAAGGCUUUUGAUAGGCAUUGCAAUAUGGUUUUGGAGAAUGUAAAAGAGAUGUGGGUGGAACAACCCAGAGCUGGCAAAGGAAAGAAAAAGGCAAAGCCAGUUAACAGAGAUAGAUUUAUAUCGAAGAUGUUUUUACGAGGCGAUUCUGUAAUCCUGGUACUGCGAAACCCACUGGCGACGGCUAGUGGAAAGUAAUGCUUUAGUGUUUUAUGGACAUUAAUUAUAAUUUAAUAUAACUCUAUUUUUAAUUGUGCAUUUGAGUUCAAAUGGAGAUUUUGUCAUGAAAGUAAUGUGUGGAUUUGAAAUCAGUUGUGUACACAUGUUUAGUUGAUAAAU